AUGGCACCCUCGCACGCUCAUCAACAAAACACACCUAGCUCCAUGUUUCAUCUGAAAGAGGUUCGUUGUAUAUUAAAAGACAUACCCAUCUAUGCAAUAGUUCUGUCGGAGACCUGGCUCAAGCCAAGUAUUCCCACAAUUUCGGUGUUUAUAGAUGUCUACAUCUUCCUAAGACACAACAGAUGUAACAGGUGGUUCCCGGAGUCACCGCGGUGGCUGGCGUGCAGAGGUCGCGAGGAGGAAGUCCAGAGGCUGCUGCGCCGCAUCGCCACCACCAACGGCGGACAGCUGCCUCCGUUCGCUCCACGAGUGAUGCGGACCGUGGCCAAGGUCCAGAAAGACAGGAAGGGCUUCCUCAGCCUCUUCUCCAGCUCGAACGUCUUCAGGAAUACGGUGCUGCUCAUCACUGCAAGGUCUGCGCACGUACUAACGCGGUUCUCGCUGGUGUUGCUGGCUGGUGGUGUGGGCGUGAAUCCCUUCGUGGCUUUGGUGGCGCAGGGCGCGGUCCAGCUGCCCUCUGUCUGCGCCGUCCACGUGUGCGCGGCUCGCUUCGGCCGCCGCUGGACCGCUGUGGGCUGCGCUCUGCUGGCAGGGGUCACCUGCGCAGCCACCUUCUGCAUGCUGAGGGCUGGCAUCAUCGGACUGGCCAUCACGGUGAUGGUGGUAGUAACGCAGUUCUUCAAGACGGGCACAAUCGCCACGGCCAACCUACAGAAUGUUGAGGUGCACCCCACGUGUCUGCGACAGAUCGCAGCCUGCGCCGAGUGGACCGCAGCUGGAGUCGUCAUGUCUGCUCUGCCAUACGUGGCCCUCAAGAGUGACAGACGGACGCCCUACGCCAUUCUCGCAACUCUGAACUUGGGGACAGCGUUUGCAGUAUCGUUCCUUCCAGAAUCGGCGUUGCAGAGGUUACCAGAGUCAUUACAGGAUGCUGCCGUCUUCGGCAAAGACCAGAAGUGUUGGAGCUGGAAGCCAAAACCAGCUCCACAGUAUGCCAUGGCAUAA
This is a messenger RNA of Schistocerca cancellata (South American locust), 1005 nucleotides long. RefSeq names its product solute carrier family 22 member 13-like. Gene Ontology annotation, biological process: transmembrane transport. NCBI's taxonomy places the organism in Eukaryota, Metazoa, Arthropoda, Insecta, Orthoptera, Acrididae. Bases 1 to 1005 code for a protein of 334 amino acids. Gene Ontology annotation, cellular component: membrane. Gene Ontology annotation, molecular function: transmembrane transporter activity. The record is from RefSeq and is a predicted model, not a curated record. The transcript has 5 exons.